UUAUAAAAUCCCCACAACCGCUUCACACCGUCAACAACAUUCAAACCCUAACCGUCAAUGGCGACUUCUUUCACUCCGAUCACCGUCAUCUCAACCACCUCCGGCCACCGUAACCACCACAACCACCGCAACACGUCAGCAUUCACCACAUCAGCGUCAUCCUCCGGCAAGUGGUGGACGCCGCUCUUCGGCUGGUCAUCAGAUCCGGACUAUAUCCACAAUUCAAGUUCAACAACCGUAACCGACGGAUCUGUAACUGUAACUGAAACCGAAACUUCAGAUCUAGAUAAACGUGACGAAUACAGAUCCAGAUCUGGAUCUCGAUUUACUCCGGGAGGAUUCACGGAGGAGAAAGCGAAACAGUUGCGGAUGAAGACGGUGGAGACUAACUUUCAUGACGUCAUGUAUCACUCCGCUAUCGCAUCUCGACUCGCUUCGGAUGUUUCCGGCCAUAAUGUUGACCGGUAAUGCUCCGAUUCUUUUCCGGUGAAGUUCGUUUUAGUCGUUUUUUUAUCGUCUAUUACGUCGUGAAUUGAUUUAAGCAUCCAUUGGUGAUGCAUCGGGUAGUAAUCUGUAUUAGUGUGUUUUAUGUGAUGUUUGUUUAUUACUGAAUUGUGAAAUUUUCGAAAAUUGAUGAACAACAACUGUAAAUCAGUUGGAUCUUACAUUUUGGUAGGGAUGAUAGGUUAGAAAGGUGUGUAUUCAAAGGAUGUGUGCAUCAUGACUAUGGUUGUAACGAGAUUGCAUGUUUACUGGA
Helianthus annuus (common sunflower) is the source of this 757-nucleotide messenger RNA. RefSeq lists its product as uncharacterized. Bases 58 to 468 code for a protein of 136 amino acids. The transcript has a single exon. Lineage: Eukaryota; Viridiplantae; Streptophyta; Magnoliopsida; Asterales; Asteraceae. The record is from RefSeq and is a predicted model, not a curated record.